Symbiodinium sp. CCMP2592 is the source of this 7278-nucleotide messenger RNA. Lineage: Eukaryota; Dinophyceae; Suessiales; Symbiodiniaceae. The record is from the annotation of a GenBank genome assembly.
AUGAGAGUCGCCCUGCUGUUGAUCGGCGCACUGGUGCGCCCGCUCGGGGGGCUAUGGCCUUUCGCAGUGGGUAGCGAAAACCAAACGUGCGACAAAGAAGGAGCAGGUUCGUGCCCUACAGAAGGGCACGAGCCUUUCAGUACCCGUGGCUCGGAACCGAGCCCGGGAGCAUCGUACUGGUGGUUCGAUUGGUCCUGGGAAGGUUCCACCGAACCAAAAGCCAGCACGCCCCAAGCUGAAGAUGCCCAUUCUCGACGCUGGUACUUCCGGAUUUUGGCCGGGGUACUGUGGGAGAUAUGGGAAGGGGGGCUGACCUGGUGCGGCACCUUGUGUGCCUCCAUUGGGCUCGCUGCAAGGUGGACCUAUUGGCUGGCCACCACCACCAUCCUGCUGGGUAUGUUACAACUUACCUAUUGGACCUAUGCGUGGGUCGUCAGGCCCAUCAUCGUCGUCAUUGGGGCGCUGCUCCACGUACUGUGGGGCACCGGGCGCGCAUGUGGGCGUUGGAUCGCCUCCUGGUGCUGUUGCGGCGGAGCGAAGCACUCGAGGCGCGCUCCGCGCCCAGGUGAGGAAGAAGGGCGCACCCCUCGCCACGAUUUGUCAGAGACCGAAUCGGAGGAAGAAGACAACCCGUGCCAGGCAGAUGCGAUUGCCUGGAAAGAGGGCACGCAGACGAAAAGGCUCAGCAAAGAGCGCUGCAAAGACGCCGCGUGCUCGUGGGUCAAGCUUCUCAACGAUGACGGCAUGCAAAGUAGUAGUGGGGAACUACAUUGGGAUGGACUGCAAGCUAGCUGCCAGUUAUGCGCCCGCCACCAAGAGAGCUACGCUCUUUCGAAAACCCGAAGAGCUUGCUCGGUCGAGGGCUGUGGGAAGGUCGCCCAGACCGUAAAGGGAGGGGUCAAACUUUGCAGACUGCACGCCAGCAAGGAAGAACGAGGCCCAACCCCCAAGCCGGGAAACUUCGCUUCUCGGUCACGUGGCCCUCAGGAAGCCAGAAAGAGGUCAAUCAGCCGUGGCGCGGAGCGCGCCCGGCCGCAUUCACAAGAUGCCACACCCAAGCGCGGAACGCAGACGGAGGCAGCAGAACUCCGAGGGAUUUCCUCUCCCCCGCGUUUGGACGGGGCCACCUCAGUUGCCCCCUUUCCUGGAGUUGAUGCUGCGGUCGAAGAUCAGGUACUCACAGGGUUGACCUGGGAGGAGAUCGCGGGGAUACCAGAUGAAGAUCUUCGAAAAAGGGCUAUAUUUCUCAAGCAAAGGGGCGCGAUGCCCGGCCCGACUUCAGGUGGACCGGACAGGAGCACCUCCAGAACCGAGGCACCAGACGACAGCCAGGCCUGUUCGCGUAUAUGGAAGCGAGGCUCCAAGGGAAGGGGCACGACUCAGCAGUCGAGGUGUCAGCGGUGGACGGCCGGACCCCGUCAGAGAGACAAAGACGUCUCCGAGAACUGGCACGGAGGCAUUGCUUGCGACUCACCAGUGAACUACCGGCCGAGGCCUCGCCAGACGGGAGGAGGUUCCUACCCGUGGUCCGCUUCGGACGCAGGACAAGUCCGUGGGCUGCUCCAGCCCCGGAUCGUCCGUGGGCUGCCCCAGCCCCGGAUCACCGACCAAUUCAGGCCAAACCCCGGGGCAGGGGGAGCUGGGGGUAGAACUGACGCGGUAGACGCGCUGGCCCAGGCCACCAGGGCUUUCCGGGCAGGAGCCUUCACGGAUGCAGAGGCACCCGCGGCAGACGAGACGACUAAAGCCCUCCAGGCGAUAGCCAAAAGCCUGACCUCGAAGGAAGACGCCCUCGCACAGGAGCGAGGUAAACUGGCAUCGAUUGGGCGCAUCGAGGAAAGGCUAGUUUUCCUGCUCCGGGGCUGCGACUCCCUGAGCGUCACUCUCUGCCCCGGCGUGGUAGGAAAGGAACUCUUUCAUGCCCUUCGCAUCGCCGGGACGCAAGCGAGACCUCAGUUGAGGAAGAUCGAGUUCCCUUGCAACAUUCAAAACCGGCACAGCUACGGAUUUGCGGCCCUGCAACUGGGAGGGAAAACGCUCAACACUCUGCCGGAGUACUGCCUCUCGGCCGGAGAUUUUCCACUCACCUCGGAGGAAGAUUUCGACAACUACGGGGGCUCACCCGACCUCAAACUUGAACGUAAGGGCCGGUACCCUAACACGUUGACCUCAUGGUUCAGAGCCGCCCUCCGCCAGUCUUGGGCCUUCGCCUGUCUCUUUGGCGAAGAAUAUUACCCCGUGCUCGAAAAGGCAGCUUCACAUCUGCUUCGCUUAGGGGAACAACAUGGCUACGCCUGGUCGGCGUCAGCAGUCUACGGUGCAUGGGAAGAACUUUGGGCCCGUUUCUGCGAAGAAGCACGGGAGUUGGAUCGCCGCAUCCGCAGAGCCAUGCAGGACACGGGCAACCCUGGCUCCAACUGCCGGGUACCUUUCGCCUUGACGACGAUACCCAAUACAUUCUGCACCGAUAUGUUGCCGCGAAUGCAGCGCCAACUCUCCCGCGCGUGUUGGGCCGGCGCACAGAAGAAGGGCAACACCGGUGGUCGGGCUGCCGGAGAAGGGGAUGCCACCGAGGCUCGAACCGAGCCCGGUGAAGCGGCCCGGUCCCUGGACCACCGGCCGAAAGACCAACAGGGCCAAUACCUCUGCUGGGACUUCCUGACACAUCGCGGGUGUAACAAGGGUAACGGCUGCCCCCACUCACGCAAGGCCGCUCCCAAGUGGACGACACUGGAUUACACGGUCCAGCUCCAGUUGCUGCGCCGAGGGGGCCUUAAGGGCUCUAAGGCCAAAACGGGGGACGAAGUCGACCGUGAGUUUACCCGGGUUCGGGCGGAGCAAGCUGCGAAAGCCGCCGCUGCUAAGCAGGAAGGUAUCGCUGCCGCCAAGGCCAAAGUUUCGGCCACCCAGAGGACCAAUCCAGCUGCGGGCACGGGCAACGCUGACCGCGCCUCUCGGGCGGGGGAACGAGUACCCGAACAGACAGGACAUGUGGUGGCAGAUUUGGACAAUGUCCUGCCCACCGACCGUGAAGAAACCCUUGGCGCGCUUCUCAAAGACGAAGGCAACAACUGGUGGCACGACGUUGACGCUGCCGCCGCUACUCUUACCUGCCCUAGUUCAAAGUUUGAGAAGUCAGCGCGAGCGGACGCUAUGCGAGUCGUUGACGCUGCGGAGCCCGCCCUGGGGCCUUAUCCCCCUGGAUUGGUGGGCGUCUACCUGCGCAAUCGCCUUCUACGCCUCCGCGAGGAAACGGGCCGUGCCCCUGAGCUAGAGGAUGUUACGCACCUGUUGGAGGAAGCCGAGCGCGGCGUUCACCGCAAGGCCGGCGAGUCCCCACUGGUGCAGCUUUCGGGCCUUACAUGGAAUUCCUCCAUCGGGGCCGGAACGCUCACCUGGAAGGGCGUCGGUCACUGGGCCAUGUACGACUAUCAGGACCAGCUUCCCCUCUCCCCGGAGGCCUGCGAACGGAUGGGAUUUGCCGACGUCCGCGACGAGCCUAAGCAGUGCUUGUUGCUGCACGUUGCCGCCGCAUAUCUCGCAACGCCGGACCAGCCCCUCCCAACGCCCGAGGCGGUUUGGGCUCUCGCCGCUGAGUGGAGAGUCCGGUGGUGCUCGCAGGCACGAGUCGCCGAGGACUCUUUGGGGCCAACGCCCGAACGGCACGACCGAGACUACCGUACUUUGGUUGCCCACCCUUUGGAGGAGUGGGAUUGCCUGGGCUUGGCCGUCCUGCGCCUCGACGCAUAUAUGCGGCCUAGCGUGGAAGUUGUCUGUGGCAGCCGUUACAGCGGCAAAGCUGAGGACACCCGGUGGGUGCUGGUGCACCGCGGCCACAUGCGCUUGCUGGUUCCAGACGAGUCCUGCUUGCCGUCCUUGGGGAGCCGCGAGCUCGAGGCCGCUGGCUGGGAGGCGUACCUUGAGGAAGCUGAGGGCUCUCCGCUUCUCGACGCGGGGCGUCUCCUGCAGUGCCAGGUCUGCCACCCCAAGCGGGCGCCCGGUUCGUUUCGGACGGGGCGUGAGGCCGGGGCGUUUGGGUUACAAGUUCCGACCACGUCCGUCGACUGGCCGCUGCUCUCCUGUCUGCCCCCCGCGGGUCAGCCCCUCCCGCUGCUGGUGUUGGGGCCUUCCACGGCGCACGCCGCCUCCGCUUGUGCCUGGGGACCUUUGCCCGACGCCGCUGCCGCCGCCGCAGCUCUGGCGUACAUUACUGAAGGAGGCGUUUCUUGCCUCUGGCUGCUCCCCGCCGCGCUGCCGCCGGGUCCGCCCGCCGACGAGUGGUCUUCCGUUUUGCGGUUGGCCGCCGCGCAGUUGCAAACAGGCGGGCGUUGCGUGCUCGAGGCUCCCCUCUACCGGCGGGCUUGGACCGACAAGGCCACGCGGAUCCAACUGGCCGACCUCUCCGAGGGAACAGGUGACUCCGUCAGGUGCGGAAAGCUGUUUGCUGACUCUGGCCCGCUCUUGGGGCCUCCGCCGUCCUGGCUGCCCAAGAGUCUUUCCAAAGAAGCAGAGGAGGCGGCUGAGGCCUACCUGCGGAAGGUGCACCAGGAAAGGGUAAAGGCCGAGUACCGUGGCACGCAGCGUGACGCUACGCGAGGACGAGUGCUCUUGAUGAGCCCCGGCCCCGAUGAAGAAGACCUGUUAGAUGGGGUGGACGACCAUUUUCCAGCCAUCCAACCCAGAUACGCUGAGGUAGUAAGGCUGGUGAUGUGGUACAAGAGCCGGUACCCCGGCGUCCGCGUCUUAUUGGCAAAGAAAGACGUCUCAGAAGCCUUUAAGUGGCUUUGGGUCGAGCAGGACGACUGCAGGCUUUUCGGGGCGGAUCUUCCCACUGAAGGGGCUACCCGGGACAGCCGUGGCGACGCUUCGCGCCCGGUUACGGUUUUGUACCUCGCAAUGACGUUUGGAUGGACGGGGGCCCCAGGAGAGUUCAUGGCUUUCGCAUGGGCGAUCAAGUUGCUACACAGAGCAUGCGGGCCCGACCGGCCCGAGUGGCACGACUCGUCCUCCUUCCGGUCGCUCGCUUUAAUGGACGACUCGGUUGUGAUCGAGCCCGACUUGGGCCUACGCCCUCAGCUGUCGGUCGACGCUCUGGAAGAAGCGAUCCGACAGACUCUGGGGCCACUCGCCAUCAACGCAGCCAAAGACGUCGAGGAGGGUACCCUCACCACGAGAAAAUUGAUUUGGGGCCUAGAGUUCGAUACAGAAGCUGGAACCUGUCGGCUCCCACCUCUCAAGGUCGAACGAGCCUACCACGUCCUCCAGUCCCCGUACUUCGACGCCGGCCAGACCAAGGUACCGCUCAAAGAAGUCCAGGUGUUGCGGGGCUCUCAACAGUUCUGGCUAGGGGUCCUCCCGCAACUCGCCCCUUACCUCCAGAGCACUAAUGCGCUUUUGGGACCCGCUGACCGAGAAGGCCACGUCGUCCUACGCGGGAAUGAGGCGGAACAGUCCGCACAGUGGGAAGCAUUCUGGAGCGCCAUCGAGCUGCAAAGGCUGCUGGUCGGUUCGCGGCAAUUUUGGGAGGCGCGCUUCGUCUCACAGCUCGAGCACGCCCUCACCACGCCUGAACUCUUGGCCCUACCAGAGGUCAAGCGCAACCUGGUCUGGGUGUCAGCUGACGCCACGCCCACCCGGCUGGGAGCGAUCGACUGGACCGCAAGGGUCGCAGUAGCUUGCGCCGCAGCUCCCCUCUUAUCGCCCCUUGAGGCCAAUGCCCAGGAUUCCACCGACCUCGAGGCUCGUACCGAGCCCGAGGAGGACUUGGUGCAAAUAGGCGUCGCGGAAUUGCUGGCCUUGCUCGUGUUAGUAGUCGCCAGAAAGGAAGCCUGGGCAGGCAGCGUGGUUCUGUACUUGGGAGACAACACCAAUGUGCAAGAUUGGUUGCGCAAGCGACAAGCCGGGAAUGCGCAAGCCAACCACCUCCUGAAAGUCUUGGGAGCGUUAGAGGGGGUCCAUGGCCUACAAGUAAGGGGGGCAUACCUUCGCACUUAUCACAACCAAACCGCCGACGACCUGACCCGGCUUGACCCCGACAAAGUCAUGGAGCAACAGAGGCUGACUCGCCUCAGUGUUCCAGACGAUUGGGGCCGAGUGCUGGAAGAAGCUUGGCACCGCAGAGCCCUCUUGUGGGUGGGCCAACCAGACUCCGAUCGGCAGAUGGCCCUGCAGCUCGCCGCACGGAGGAUUGGACCGGCCCCUCCACGGGCCAUGCCGGCGUUCGGUUGGAAGGUGCACGAGCUCGGUGCUUCGGAGCACGGCGUGUACACCCGGGCUUUCUUUGCCGCUGGAGGCUUGAAGCACGACCCCCAAGACUCUUUAGCCACUUUGGAAGGGGCACCCACCGUGGAGCGUUCCGCUCCCGGUGAGGAGGAAACCCCGACGCAGGAAGAACGUCUGCUUUGCGUCGCCACCGUGACUGGCGAAGCGGAGGCGCGACGGGUCGUGUCUGGCGUGCUCGCGCAGGCCGCGAGCAUUUGGAUAGACUCUUUUCGCCCACUCGCGGUCGAAGCGAUUUGCACAGAAGAUGCCCAGAACCGCUGGGAGUGGUGGACGGAGGAGUUCACCGGCCGCACCUUUAAAGAACAGGUGUGGUGGCACCGCUGGGUGCUAGUCGGUGUAAACCCCGGCGCAGGCAAGGCAGGAGCUUGUGAGCUCCCGUGGGAAGACGACGCAGAGGCCCUGGUACGCCUGUGGCUUGGAGGAAAACUCGAGGGGCGCAGGGACCAGGAGAAGCUGGAGCGUCUCCGUGGCUCGUUCCGAGCCCGGAGUGACGCUGAUCGGCGAAGGCUGGUCAAGAUCCUCAGACACGAGGCUGCCCUCCUGGGUCUUCCGAUCCGCGAAGACGGAUGGGUCUCGUUGAAGGACCUCAACGAGUGCGUCGGAACCAUAUCCGGCGAAGAUGCCGCCCGAAUCAUUGGGCGAGACGAGAAAGAUAGGCUAAUUCUUUCUCAAGAGGGUGAAGAAGUGUGGGUGGCGGCCGUGUUCUUCAAGGGGGUUUUCCAAGCUACGAUAUCCCUGAGCCCGACUUGGAAUUUCCCCGACACGGUGCUGAAGAAGGGUCUGCUUCAGAUCUUGAAGAUGGAGGAGCAGGAGGAAGAUGCCGAUGAGAACGAUGAUGAGCAGGAUGCAAACAACGAUGGUGAGCAGGAUGAUGGAAGCGAGGAAGCGGCCCAAGCUGCCAUCGCCAACGACUGGUUCCUCAGCGCUUUGGGCGGGAUGCUGGAUGGCGAGGAUCCCACCGGGAGCACAUCCUUCAGUUUCUCGCCCUUGCUUUAA